Molecule: messenger RNA, 2730 nt
Organism: Morus notabilis
Lineage: Eukaryota; Viridiplantae; Streptophyta; Magnoliopsida; Rosales; Moraceae
Product: exocyst complex component EXO70A1
Exons: 1
Coding region: 590-2620 (676 amino acids)
Biological process (GO): exocytosis
Cellular component (GO): exocyst
Molecular function (GO): phosphatidylinositol-4,5-bisphosphate binding
Source: RefSeq, a predicted model, not a curated record
CUGUCAAGCACUUUGGCUCUGGCACGACUCGUCGGAAAUUGCAAAGAGCCAAUCCAAAACUAAAGCCCCUUCCGUAAACAAAAAAGCGGUUUUUGAUUCUCUUCUCUCUCACUUCUCUCUUUCUCUCUCUUCCUCUCUCUUCCUCUCUCUUCACCAUUUCCUCUCACUAGGGUUUUACGGAAUCUCCCAAAGCUGAUCCAGAAUCCGCUGUGCUCCCCCUCCGAUUUUCCCAGUGAGUUUCUCUCAUUUUCUCGCAUUUUCUCAUUCCAAGGAAAAUCUUGGUCGAUUUCCGGUUCCUUCUGCGGAAUUGGGUCGUUGGGUAGUUGUUGUGGUUCAGCGACGUUUCUCGGUGUCGGUUUGGGGUUUGGUUUCGUUUGAUUUCUUCGUCGGAAUUUGGUGAAGGACAUUUGAUGAGUUGUCCUGGUUGAUUUUUGACUUGCAUUUCGAUGAUUCCUAGGGAAAUUGAUAAGGCUUUGAGGUUUUUGUAAACCUAAUUUCGUUUUAGCUGCUUGAGUUUACUCUUUGACUCUCGAUUAGGUUUUUGAAGCUUUGAUCUUGUAGAGUUGAAGAGAGUUUGAUAGGGAUUUUAAUGGCUUCCAAGGCGAAUAAGGAGAAAAUUGGGAAUUUGAUUGCUGCAAGUAAGUCAUUGAGGGUAAGCUUAGACAAAUCAAAGGCCAUAGGAUUAGCUCUAGAGAAAGCAGGGCCUAGAUUUGAAGAAAUUAACCAAAGAUUGCCUUUCCUUCAAGCUGCAGUCCGACCCAUUCGUGCUGACAAGGAUGCCCUUGUCGCCGUUGGUGGCCACAUCAACCGUGCCGUCGGCCCUGCCGCCGCGGUGCUUAAGGUUUUCGAUGCUGUUCAUGGGCUUGAAAAUUCUUUGUUGUCCGAUCCUCGUAACGAUCUUCCUGGUUACUUAGCGGUGUUGAAACGUCUGGAGGAGGCUUUGAGGUUUUUGAGUGAUAACUGCGGAUUGGCAAUUCAGUGGCUGGAUGAUAUAGUGGAGUACAUGGAGGAUAAUGCGGUUGCGGAUGGCGGGUACCUUUCGAAUCUGAAGAAGUCGUUGAAAAGUCUCAGAGAGUGUGAAAAUGCCGAGGGAAAAGUGCAGCUGGAUGGUGGGCUCCUAGAGGCUGCAUUAGAAAAAUUGGAAAACGAGUUUCGGCGUCUCCUCACCGAACACAGUGUGCCACUUUCGAUGUCGUCGUCUACUGGGGAACAAGCUUGUAUUGCUCCUUCACCAUUGCCCGUUACUGUUAUCCAAAAGUUACAAGCCAUUCUGUGGAGGUUGAUUGCAAAUGAUAGGCUUGAGAAGUGUAUAUCUAUUUAUGUUGAAGUUCGUACUCUGAAUGUCAGAGCAAGUUUGAAGGCUCUUAAUUUGGAUUAUCUCGACAUAUCAGUUUCAGAAUUUAACGACGUGCAGAGCAUAGAGGGGUAUAUAGCGCAGUGGGGAAGGCAUUUAGAGUUUGCUGUGAAGCACUUGUUUGAGGCGGAGUAUAAGCUGUGCAAUGAUGUUUUCGAGAGGAUUGGAGUGGAUGUUUGGAUGGGAUGUUUUGCGAAGAUAGCUGCACAAGCUGGUAUUCUUGCAUUUCUUCAAUUUGGGAAAACUGUUACAGAGAGUAAGAAAGAUCCCAUAAAGCUUCUGAAGCUGUUGGAUAUAUUUGCAUCUCUGAACAAAUUGAGACUUGACUUCAACCGGCUUUUUGGUGGAGCAGCAUGCCUGGAAAUCCAGAACCUUACAAGGGACCUUAUCAAGAGCGUAAUUGAGGGAGCAGCUGAAAUUUUCUGGGAGCUCCUGGUUCAGGUGGAGUUACAGAGGCAGAAUCCACCUCCUCAAGAUGGAAGUGUACCAAAAUUGGUGAGUUUCAUCACCGAUUACUGUAAUAAGCUCCUUGGAGAUGAUUAUAAGCCAAUCCUAACCCAGGUUCUUGUCAUUCACCGAAGUUGGAAGCAUGAGAAGUUUCAAGAGAGGCUUCUCAUCAAUGAGGUUCUGAACAUAAUGAAAGCCAUUGAGCUAAAUUUGGAGACAUGGAUAAAGGCCUAUGGAGAUACCACUCUAUCGAACUUGUUUGCGAUGAACAAUCACUGGCAUUUGUUUAAACAGCUCAGGGGAACUAAGCUUGGGGAUCUUUUGGGGGAUUCUUGGUUAAGGGAACAUGAACAGUACAAAGACUAUUAUGCAGCGGUGUUCUUGAGAGAUAGCUGGGGAAAGCUUCCUAGUCACUUAAGUAGGGAAGGCCUGAUUUUGUUCUCUGGUGGGCGUGCCACUGCACGUGAUCUUGUCAAGAAAAGGCUAAAAAUGUUCAACGAAUCCUUUGAUGAGAUGUAUAAGAAGCAGUCAAAUUGGGUCGUCUCAGAGAAAGAUUUGAGAGAGAAGACAUGCCAGCUUAUAGUUCAGGCAGUUGUACCCGUUUAUCGCAGCUACAUGCAGAACUACGGGCCAUUGGUUGAACAAGAUUCAAGUUCCAGCAAGUAUGCUAAAUACUCGGUGCAAACGUUGGAAAAAAUGCUAAUGUCCCUCUUCCUGACCAAGCCGGGGAGAUUCAACAGUUUCAAAGGAAGGUCACCAAGUGGGAAAUUCAACAAUGGAGUUGCAGAUCAUCGUCGAACCGCCUCUGCAGUUAUGUGAUUAUCCCUUUACCUUUCUGGGAAAACCCACAUGCUUAGCCUUUCCCCUUUGUAUAUAUGUACAUCCGCAGGGACUGGUAAAUGCAUAUGAAUUUUCUUAUAUUGGUUUUA